AUGGUUCUCGGUCGCACUCUUCCUAAAGGAGAUGUCAGAACAAGCAACUCGGAUGACAUCACGCUAUCAGUUGAGCAGAUCAAAUACGCUGCUUUUGAUGCGUGGGUCCCUUUGGAGAAAUUUAAAGAAAUUAAUCACCUUCGUCGAGUAAAUCAAAAGGUGACACCUUUAGAUACGGGAGCUCACGGUGUUAUCUACGCCAGCUCUACUUGUUCUGGUAGCCCAUACGCAUAUGGUUUUGUUGUUGAUCAAGAGGAUCAUAAAGAUUUCUUUUUGAGAAGCCAUCAAUUUGAUACGCAUGCCAAUUCAAAUAUCAUAGUUAUAAGAAAAUGCAUCGUUGUUCAAGUCACCUCUGUUGUCCAAAGAAACAUGAUCGCAAAAUGCGACAACUCCCGACUUUUACCAAAUGCUAAAAAAAAGUGUCUUGGUGACCUUGAGACAGCAACAUUUGUGGAUAGGGGUAAUGACACCCAAUUUCUUCUGGUGGUCGAAGUAUCAAACUUGAGAACGACAGCAUCAGUUGAUAUUUUAAAGAAAUAUCCUCUUUCCCCUUGCUCCCAAACCGAUCCUCGUAAAACACCUACUGAUCAAAAUAAUGAUGAUGUACCUGCUCCUAGCUCUCAUACGAUGUCCACCAUUCCUGAGUUGCCCUCGAGGGUACUAAAAGACAUUUCUCAUUGCUGGACAUGA
Messenger RNA from Mucor mucedo, 690 nucleotides. RefSeq lists its product as uncharacterized. The record is from RefSeq and is a predicted model, not a curated record. Gene Ontology annotation, molecular function: nucleic acid binding. The transcript has a single exon. Bases 1 to 690 code for a protein of 229 amino acids. Lineage: Eukaryota; Fungi; Mucoromycota; Mucoromycetes; Mucorales; Mucoraceae.